UGCUUGGCGAGGCUGGGAGUCGGGCUUGAAGCUCCGGAGAGAGAAUUAACUGGAAAUUGGCCAGAGUGGGCGCGGCGCCUGCGACCCGCCUCCCCGAGCGGUAAAAGUCACCGCAGUGCCCCCGCGAGCCACCGGCUGGGACAGCUUCGCUGCCGCUGCACUCUUACUGGGACUCACCAUUCCAGACCAAAAUUGAAAAAAUGGUUGACCUCACUGAGCUAAUGGAAAAUGAAGUAUUCAUGGCCUAUGCUUCCUAUACAACGAUUAUUCUUUCAAAAAUGAUGUUUAUGAGUAUUGCAACUGCAUUCUAUAGAUUGACAAGAAAGGUUUUUGCCAACCCAGAAGACUGUCCUGGCUUUGGCAAAGGAGAAAAUGCCAAGAAGUAUCUUCGGACAGAUGACAGAGUGGAACGUGUACGGAGAGCUCACCUGAAUGACCUUGAAAAUAUUGUGCCAUUUCUUGGUAUUGGCCUUCUGUAUUCCUUGAGUGGUCCAGAUCUCUCUACGGCCAUCCUGCACUUCAGACUCUUUGUUGGAGCACGGAUCUACCACACGAUUGCGUAUUUGACACCCCUUCCCCAGCCAAAUCGGGCAUUGGCUUUCUUUGUUGGAUAUGGAGUUACUUUUUCAAUGGCUUACAGGUUGCUGAAAAGCCAAUUGUACUUGUAAAGAUAAUCAUACAACUCAUCCACUUAUUUUCUAAGAAUUCUGUACCUCCAAUUUAUAAUGAAUGCUUUUUUAGAUUCUAAGUGGGAGGGGAGCAGAGAAAUUAAGAUGGGGCAAACAGUCUGAAUGUUAACAUCACCAGUAUCAUUUAUUCUUGUUCUAUAUUUGUACUCGAAAUUUCACAUGCUUCUUAAAUCUUUUUAAUUCUUCCUUAAGUGCCUUGUUGUAUAUUCUGAUUAUAAUUUGUAACAUUCAUUCAACAUUUAAUAUUUGAAAUCUACAAAAAAGGUGAAUGCAUGUGUGAUAAACCUAUAUUGCAAUAUGGCUGAAUCAGACCUAUGAAAUAAAGAAUUUAAAGAAUA
Messenger RNA from Zalophus californianus (California sea lion), 1027 nucleotides. RefSeq names its product microsomal glutathione S-transferase 1 (gene MGST1). Gene Ontology annotation, cellular component: membrane; mitochondrion. The transcript is spliced from 4 exons. NCBI's taxonomy places the organism in Eukaryota, Metazoa, Chordata, Mammalia, Carnivora, Otariidae. The record is from RefSeq and is a predicted model, not a curated record. Gene Ontology annotation, molecular function: glutathione transferase activity. The coding region runs from base 201 to 668 and encodes 155 amino acids.